Messenger RNA from Cladophialophora immunda, 460 nucleotides. RefSeq lists its product as uncharacterized. The annotation marks the transcript as partial. NCBI's taxonomy places the organism in Eukaryota, Fungi, Ascomycota, Eurotiomycetes, Chaetothyriales, Herpotrichiellaceae. The record is from RefSeq and is a predicted model, not a curated record. The transcript has a single exon.
CAGAGUGUCGAGAAGGUGGCUGCACGACUUGACCAUAAAGACUGGCACGUCCGGCAGGCGGCCCUUACGGUCCUUCAACGUCAAUCCUCCCUGCCGGAUAAAGUCCUUCUCAACCCUCGAUGUUUUAAAUCACUCCACAAAAGUUGGCUGCAGCUUAGUUUCACAGAACAGGUUUAUGGAUCUAUCACGAAGAAUGACUUUUCUCUUAACACUCCCAAAGGUGUUCAAGCAACUCACUUUAACAGCGAAGAUAAACUAGGUCUAUUUAGAGGCGUCAUUACAGAAGUACAAUUAAGUUUAUGUAUUCCUGAGAAAUGAAAUAUUGAUGGAAUGGCAAUAAGAUGUAGAAGACGGCUGCCGCUGGGAAAUGUAAUUAGGUUGUGAUGACUUCUCACAAUAGGCGAGAUCUCUAAUAUACCAUCUGCAAUAUAGCGAUAUCCAGUGCGUGGAGGAACGUGGC